This is a messenger RNA of Saccoglossus kowalevskii, 1737 nucleotides long. RefSeq lists its product as uncharacterized. The record is from RefSeq and is a predicted model, not a curated record. Gene Ontology annotation, molecular function: protein binding. Lineage: Eukaryota; Metazoa; Hemichordata; Enteropneusta; Harrimaniidae.
AAAAACACAGUGAAGGAUGAGAUGCAGAUCGUUAUUCACAUACUAUCUCAGAUAUCUUCUAUACAAGCCAGAAUGUCACCCGUACUCAUCAUACAGAGAUUUAUACGAGGAUAUCUGGCCAGAAAACGCUAUCAUCUUAUACAAGAUACACGAAUCUGGGCAGCUGUAUCUAUCCAGCGAUAUUACCGCAACUACAAAGGUCUUCCAAAACCAGAGCCACCACCUCCACCAACUUCACCAACUCCGGGUGCAUCAGUUGAUGAAUCAUCCACAAUGAGGAUCGACUUUGAUACAUACAUGCAAAACAGAAGGCCUGGAUCACAAACACCGAGUCUAGCUUCCGGACCAGGAGAAAGGGUUCCAACGACCAGUCGGCCAAGUCAAAGACAGUCACCCAUUAAAGAAGAAGCUUUGAUACAGAUUAAGGCAGAGUCACCAACAAAAGCAUCAUCACCUCCAAUAUCAAAGAUAAAAACCAAUCUACAUAUCAAUCUCACAAAGCUCCAUACAGAUACCAUGCAGUAUUUGCAAGAUACACAUGAUCUAAUCGCUAUAGAAACCAGUACGCUAACAUGUCAGUCGCUUAGAUCACUCUUAGAUGAGCCGAAUGAUCUGAACCGAAGUCCACGUGGUGUUGAUAGGAGAGACAGAAAGAAAAAAAAGGAGUUCAAGACGGUAAAACAGAUGCUCGGCCCAUUGCCUGAGUUGGAACAAAAAUGUGAUUAUGAGUAUGAUUAUGAUGAUGAAAAUAGCAAUGAGUUUCGUACUGCAGGCUUUAGAUUGAAAGGCAUGAAACCACUUGUGCAUGACACAGAUCCUUUGCAAGAUAUGUUAAUCUCUAGACGAGAAGCAGCAAGAGACAUCAGAGCAGCUGACCAAGAGUUUCUCUUCAAGCGAGAUGCUAUGCCGAAACCUCCAAUAAAAAAAAAGAAAAUUCCAAACGCUGACCAGAGGUUGUUUGCUCGUGCACAGGGCACAAUGGGGAUGUCUAGUUUGCGAACUGUUCAACAAGCAUAUAAAGAUCGUGAACAUGCUGAGAAAAUUGCCUCAAAGGUGGAUUUUGUCAUGAAUAUGCGAAUGAACCGAGACCAAGCAAAAGGUCGAAUCAAAGGAUAUCUUGAUGAGAAACGGGCACUUGUACAGCAGCAGCAUGAAAGGGAAAUUAAUAGAAUGGCUGAGUUGAUGGAGAAGCAGGAAAAGAAAGAAAAAGAAGAUUUCGAGAAGCGUCGUGAGAUGAGAAGUAAAACAUCUGAAAUCAAGUAUGGUAGACGUACUGAUAGACUCUUUAUAUCUGAUUUCAAUAGCCAACACACCUCUGUAUCUAAUGCUUUGUUGAGACAUGACAGGCAGGCAAAACAUGAAGAUGUCAUACAGGAAAAACAAGAUACAGUCCAUGGAGCGAAAAAUUCCUCAAAACAACAACAGGAUUUAGUUUAUAACUACUUAGAACAUCGUAAGCUGAUGCGACAAGCACAUGCUGCAAUGGAAAGAGCAACGCUUGAUACACGACUUUUACAGGAGACAAAUGAUCGCCUGAUGGAAGCCCGGAACCGUGUUACCCAACAGAAACAGAAACAACAAACAGUUCAAGCAUUCUACCCCUUGCCCAAGUCUGGAUCUUCAACAACUAUCAUGCAGCGUUCUAAAUCCUCUCCAGGCACUAAGACUGACCGAUGGAAUGCCCUAGUUUUGGCUCAAGAUGGUAGAGUUGGAAAUCACCAUACUUUGGCUUUAUAA